CUACUGAAAGUCUGAAACCACCAGCCCACCACCUCAACUAAUCUUCCAUUUCUCUCUCCCUUCAAACCAACGAUUUCCUGUACUGGUACAGAGGAGGAAGUACUUGUUUGGUAGACAUAGGUGCAUACAUCCUUACCUAUAAGCGUCUUUUCAGAGUGUGGAUCUGUUGAGUUGAGGGAUUUCAGGUGAGGAAGAAUGACAGGCAGACAGCUGGUGGUGAUUCAGCCUCCUGAACUCAAGUUCACUUUUGAGGUGACGAAACAAAGCUCAUGUGUUGUUCACUUAACCAACAUUACAGAUCAAUAUGUAGCUUUUAAGGUGAAGACAACAUCACCUAAGAAAUACUGUGUGCGACCCAAUAUAGGCAUCAUCAAGCCAAAAGCAACACUUGAUUUCAGAGUUACUAUGCAAGCUCAGAGUGCAGCUCCAUUUGAUAUGCAAUGCAAGGAUAAAUUUUUGGUUCAGAGCACAGUUGUCCCCUUUGGGAAGAUGGAGGAAGUUAUGCCUGAAAUGUUCGCAAAAGAUGAAGGGAAGUACAUCCAAGAGAACAAGUUAAGGGUCUUUCUGAUCAGCCCACCUCAGUCUCCAGUUUUGCAGCCUGUUAAUGGAGUCCUAAAGGAAGAGUCUCCAGACAAUACUUCGAUUUUGAAGGAAAAGUUGCCAAUUGGAGUUGAAAACCUACCUCCACCUCAUACGCUAAUUGAUAACAGUGAGGAUACCAAAAAUGCUGCUGGCAAAGAGGAUCCAAGGUUAGGAAAUGUUAUGGAAAUUGCAGACUUGGCACAUCCUAAGAAUGAUAUCAGUAGUGAUGAGCUUGCAGAAUCAAGUUCUUUGGAGGAUGUUACUACAAUGAAAGUGACGUUUUCCAAAAACUUUGAGGAGAUGAAGGCAAAACUAGGUGUAGAGCGAAGAUCUGUGGAGGAUGUGGAAACAACAAACGUAACGUUUUCCAAAAACUUUGAGGAGAUGAAGGCAAAACUAGGUGUAGAGCAAAGAUCUGUGGAGGAUGUGGAAACAACAAAUGUAACGUUUUCAAAAGACUUUGAGGAGGUGAAGGCAAAGCUAGGUGCAGAGCAAAGAUCUCUGGAGGAUGUGGAAGCAACAAAAGUAACAUUUUCAAAAGACUUUGAGGAGUUGAAGGCAAAGCUAGGUGUAGAGCCAAGAUCUGUGGAGGACAUGGAAACAAUAAAAGUGACAUCUUUAAAAGACUUUAAGGAGUUGAAGCCGAAGCUAGGUGUAGAACCAAGAUCUCUGAAUGGUUUGGAAUCAAUAAAAGUAGCAUUUUCCAAAGACACUGAGGAGUUGAAGCCAAAGCUACAGGCAGAGUUAAUAUCAUCUGAGGAUGUAGAAACAAAAAAAGUAACAUUUUCCAAAGACAUUGAGGAGUUGAAUGCAAAGCUAGGUGCACUGAAUUCAAAGCUAGGUGCACUGAAUUCAAAGCUAAUUGAGGCGGAACAUGCAAUUUCAAAGCUAAACCAAGAAAAGGAAAAUAUUGCUCUAGAGAAGGAAAAUCUAAAGCGGGAAUUGGUUUUGUUUAGGAAAAAGACAGGUGUAAGGAAAGUUCAAGUGGGAUUUCCCCCUCUAUUUCUUUGCAUGACAGCACUGGUAGGUUUGGCUGUGGGGUUCCUCUUGCGUGCUUAAUGGAAGAGAACGUCAUGAUUCCAGACCGGGUUGUUGGAAGCUUUUCGGAAGUUAAGUUAAACCCCUUUACUCACUCUUAAACAUGUGUAACUGUAGCAGUGGUAUUGUACUCUUGUCGAUUAUUCAAAUGGGGAAAUGCUUUCCUGAAUUGAAUGGUGAAGACUGAAGAGGUCCUUCUAUAUUUUUUUAAUAAGAUAAAUAUUGCAUGUGAAAUGUGUU
Messenger RNA from Ipomoea nil (Japanese morning glory), 1860 nucleotides. Its product is annotated as vesicle-associated protein 2-2-like. Lineage: Eukaryota; Viridiplantae; Streptophyta; Magnoliopsida; Solanales; Convolvulaceae. Bases 196 to 1641 code for a protein of 481 amino acids. The transcript has 10 exons. Gene Ontology annotation, biological process: endoplasmic reticulum membrane organization. Gene Ontology annotation, cellular component: plasma membrane; endoplasmic reticulum membrane. The record is from RefSeq and is a predicted model, not a curated record.